AUGGACGGGUCGGAGGCGCCCAGCGCGGCGGAGCAGCCCGGCGGCAGCCCGGGCUCGGCGGCGGCGGCGCUGGCGGCGGCGGGCGAGGACCUGGAGAUCGUGGUGAACGUGGGGGGCGUGCGGCAGGUGCUGUACGGGGACCUGCUCAGCCGGUACCCGGAGACGCGGCUGGCCGAGCUCAUGACCUGCCUGGCCGGGGGCUACGACACCAUCUUCUCCCUGUGCGACGACUACGACCCCGGGCGGCGCGAGUUCUACUUCGACCGGGACCCGGACGCGUUCAAGUGCGUCAUCGAGGUGUACUACUUCGGGGAGGUGCACAUGAAGAAGGGCAUCUGCCCCAUCUGCUUCAAGAACGAGAUGGACUUCUGGAAGGUGGACCUCAAGUUCCUGGACGACUGCUGCAAGAGCCACCUGAGCGAGAAGCGCGAGGAGCUGGAGGAGAUCGCGCGGCGCGUGCGCCUCAUCCUCGACGACCUGGGCGGGGACGCGGCGCAGGGCCGCUGGCGCCGCGGCCAGAAGCGCGUGUGGAAGUUCCUGGAGAAGCCCGAGUCCUCGUGCCCGGCCCGCGUGGUGGCCGUGCUGUCCUUCCUGCUGAUCCUCGUGUCCUCCGUGGUCAUGUGCGUGGGCACCAUCCCCGAGCUGCAGGUGCUGGACGCCGACGGCAACCGCGUGGAGCACCCCACGCUGGAGAACGUGGAGACGGCCUGCAUCGGCUGGUUCACGCUCGAGUACCUGCUGCGCCUCUUCUCCUCGCCCAACAAGCUGCGCUUCGCGCUGUCCUUCAUGAACAUCGUGGACGUGCUGGCCAUCCUGCCCUUCUACGUGAGCCUCACGCUCACGCACCUGGGCGCCCGCAUGAUGGAGCUGACCAACGUGCAGCAGGCCGUGCAGGCCCUGCGCAUCAUGCGCGUCGCGCGCGUCUUCAAGCUGGCCCGCCACUCGUCGGGCCUGCAGACCCUCACCUACGCCCUCAAGCGCAGCUUCAAGGAGCUGGGCCUGCUGCUCAUGUACCUGGCCGUGGGCAUCUUCGUCUUCUCCGCGCUAGGCUACACCAUGGAGCAGAGCCACCCCGAGACCCUGUUUAAGAGCAUCCCCCAGUCCUUCUGGUGGGCCAUCAUCACCAUGACCACCGUGGGCUACGGGGACAUCUACCCCAAGACCACCCUGGGCAAGCUCAACGCCGCCAUCAGCUUCCUGUGUGGCGUCAUCGCCAUCGCGCUGCCCAUCCACCCCAUCAUCAACAACUUCGUCAGGUAUUACAACAAGCAGCGCGUCCUGGAGACGGCCGCCAAGCACGAGCUGGAGCUCAUGGAGCUCAACUCCAGCAGCGCGGCCGAGGGCAAGGCAGGGGGCUCCCGCAGCGACCUGGACACCCUCCCCCCCGAGCCCGCCGCCAAGGAGGGCCCCAGCUGGGGCAGCAGCCGGCUGAAGCUCUCCCACAGCGACACCUUCAUCCCCCUGCUGACAGAGGAGAAACACCACAGGACCCGGCUCCAGAGCUGCAAGUGA
Molecule: messenger RNA, 1512 nt
Organism: Perognathus longimembris pacificus (Pacific pocket mouse)
Lineage: Eukaryota; Metazoa; Chordata; Mammalia; Rodentia; Heteromyidae
Gene: Kcnf1
Product: potassium voltage-gated channel modifier subfamily F member 1
Exons: 1
Coding region: 1-1512 (503 amino acids)
Biological process (GO): protein homooligomerization; potassium ion transmembrane transport
Cellular component (GO): voltage-gated potassium channel complex; membrane
Molecular function (GO): voltage-gated potassium channel activity
Source: RefSeq, a predicted model, not a curated record